AUGAGCCACCUGCGCGCACCGAGUGCGCCCAAUACCUGGGCCGGCAGCGGCAGGGAUUUGGUCCCGCCGCCGCAGCAGCUGGAAGGCCACCUCCUCUUGGGAGAAGAGGCGGCGGCAAGUCGUGGCGGCGCCUUCCCUUCUCCCUGGUUGGGCAUUUGCUGCCCGGGCCGCCUCUCCUCAUCCCCCAGGUAUCUGCUUUCGGGUACACCUGAGGGAGAUGAAGAGGAGGCAGAAGAGGAGGAGGAGGAGGAAGACGAAGAGGAGGAAGAGGAGCUCCUGAGGGCCGGUGGCCCCGCGCGCGCGGGCGGACCGAGUUCGAGCAGUUCCUCCGGGAAGCAGCUGUGCGCGCUUCAGCAAUCGCAGCAGCCCCGCCACCACCGCCAUCCGCAGCCUGGGAGCGGCCCUUGUAAGGCGCAGUUGCCGCCCCCGCCGCGGCUCCGCUCGCCCUGCUCCGCCGUCGGAGGCGGCGCUCUUCUCCGCCCGGGCUCCCAGCCGAACGGCGUGCAGCGGCAGAGGCGUCUGGCUGCCAACGCUCGCGAGCGGCGCCGGAUGCACGGGCUGAACCACGCUUUCGACCAGCUGCGCAACGUCAUCCCUUCCUUUAACAACGACAAGAAACUCUCCAAGUACGAGACGCUGCAGAUGGCUCAGAUCUACAUCAGCGCCUUAGCCGAGCUCCUGCACAGCCCGCUGCCUCCCGAGGGCGCCCCCUGCGGAAAGGGCCCUUCCCUUCCGCCCGCCGCCCAGGCUUACGAGCGCUCGCCUUGCACCCCUCCAGGAGGAGGAGCGCUGCAGCCCCGGGCCCAGGUUGCGGGCCACGGCAGGACGCGUUUUUCUCUAGAAUCGCCUGCGGGGACAGGAGGGGGCUACGCCUUGCAGCCAGACCCGCUGCAUUUCCCUUCCUUCACGGACGGCGCCCUCCUGGGGCAAAAAGCCCCCUCGCCGGGCCAGCUUCUCCAGCCGCCUGGCCAGCAGCCCCCAGAGCGAAGAAAAAACUCGCCUCCAGCCCACCGCAGCGACGGGGAGUUCUCGCCUCGAUCGCAUUACAGCGACUCGGAUGAGGCCAGCUAA
Messenger RNA from Notechis scutatus (mainland tiger snake), 1071 nucleotides. It is a transcript of the gene ATOH1, whose product is annotated as atonal bHLH transcription factor 1. The record is from RefSeq and is a predicted model, not a curated record. Gene Ontology annotation, biological process: sensory organ development; axon development; positive regulation of transcription by RNA polymerase II. NCBI's taxonomy places the organism in Eukaryota, Metazoa, Chordata, Lepidosauria, Squamata, Elapidae. Gene Ontology annotation, cellular component: nucleus. Gene Ontology annotation, molecular function: protein dimerization activity; E-box binding; DNA-binding transcription factor activity, RNA polymerase II-specific.